AUGCUUGCAAACAACCUUUCGUCAGAUGACCCAACAUUGGAAAGGACAUACAGAGGUCACCAUGGAACGAUCACGGGACUUAGCUUCUGUCCAAGUAUGAAGAGAAUGGCAUCGGUUGCUAUGGAUUCAACCCUAUAUAUCUGGAACUUUAAACCAAAUCUGAGAUCAUACAAAUAUCAACAACAUGAAAAGGGUGGAGUCAUGUGCGUUGAAUUUUCCCCUUUGACUGGAAAGUUAGUGGCUACAGGAGGAAGAGAUAAAACUAUUAGACUUUGGCAGCCAACAAUUGAAGGAAAAUCAACUGUAAUUAGGGGCCACACAAACACUGUUCGGAGUGUUCACUUUUCAAUGGAUGGAAAACGACUCUUGUCAUCUUCCGAUGAUAAAACUAUCAAGUUAUGGUCUAUUGCAAACCAACAAUUCAUUCAAGUAUUUUCUGGACACUCCAACUGGGUAAGGGCCACAGAUUUCUCGCCUGACGAACGUUUAAUCGUGAGUGGCAGUGACGACAAAACUGUUCGACUAUGGGAUAUUAAAUCUAACAAAUGUAUAAUGACAUUGGUUGAGCAUGCUGACAAUGUAAAUGACGUACACUUUUCUCCCGACGGAAAUUGUUUGGUAUCUUGUAGCGUUGAUAAGACAGUGAAAGUGUGGGAUGUAAGACUGGCCAAAAAGCUUUUGCAACAUUUUACUGGUCACGAAGACACAGUAAACCAAGUGAGCUAUCAUCCAAGUGGUGACUACAUUAUCAGUUGCAGCACUGAUCAAACAAUGAAGAUAUGGGACACACGUGAAGGAAGGCUGUUCUACACGAUCAGUGGUCAUGCCAGUCCAACAACUGCAGUCACAUUUUCUCCUCUCGGACAAUCUAUGCAUGGUAUGGAAAACAAAUUUCGACAAAUCUCUUCCAAUUACCUGUUCGAAAAUAAUUUGUCCCCACCUUUUUCAAAUGUAAAUACAUACGCAGGAAUUGAAGAAGAUCAGAUGGCAGAGCGACUGUUCAUGGGAACUGCAGGUCAUUCAGAAAGACCGACCUCGGCCCCUGCACAACCAAGAUCUACUGUUCCAGUUGCUAACGGAAAACAAUCAAGUUCAACAUUUGUUAACUCCCAACCACCAGGAGCUACUUUCUCAAAAUUACAAACAACCAAUUCUGCAGCAGGGUCUUCCUUUCCUCCACAGCAAUCACCUCAGGUUGCUAAUAGACAACAACCACCUCAAAUCUCUAGCGUUUCAAAUUUCCAGAGUGUCUACUUCCCACCACCAAUUCAAACAGAUAAUAUUCCACCCUCACUUGCUAACACAUUGGAGCAUAUUCUAAGACAGUUGGAUAUUAUCACACAAACGGUGAAAGUAAUGGAGGACCGCCUUACCCUUACUGAACAUAAGCUCUCAAAAAUGGAAAUUAAUCAAAAAAAGAUAAUUCAAAUGGAACUUGCUAACCAAAUUGCACACAUGAACCACGUCCAGCAACAACAGCUAUUUCCACCACAAUCUCAGCACAACAACUUUCAGCCAAAUUCCACAUCUUUCAACACUAGAUUACAAGAGACACCUAUUCUUGGACCAACUCCUUCAUUGACAUCAUCACCCAACAUGUCGAACUCCUCACAAGCAUCAUCUCAACAUUCAUCACCUAAACCUGUCAUUAAUAACGAUCAUGAAGACUCCCAUGAUGACAACACCCUUCCCAAGCCUAGGACACCUUUAUCUACUGUCAAUCUUCCAGCAACACCUAUCCAGCUUUCGUCACCGCUCUCCUUGCAACAAGAUAAACAAUAA
Messenger RNA from Naegleria lovaniensis, 1782 nucleotides. RefSeq lists its product as uncharacterized. The transcript has 3 exons. Gene Ontology annotation, molecular function: protein binding. NCBI's taxonomy places the organism in Eukaryota, Heterolobosea, Eutetramitea, Acrasida, Naegleriidae. The coding region runs from base 1 to 1782 and encodes 593 amino acids. The record is from RefSeq and is a predicted model, not a curated record.